Messenger RNA from Rhizophagus irregularis DAOM 181602=DAOM 197198, 879 nucleotides. The record is from RefSeq and is a predicted model, not a curated record. Lineage: Eukaryota; Fungi; Glomeromycota; Glomeromycetes; Glomerales; Glomeraceae.
AUGGUACAAGCGGGUCCUAGUAGACCAACAAGACGCACAGCUUUAAGGAAGGAAGGAACUGGCAACAUUCGUAAACGACGACGACAAGACGAAGAAGAAUCUGAAGCGUCGUCUAAUGAAGAAGGUUCUGUUGAUCAACAUUCGACUCUUACUGAAAAAGCGGCUCAAAAAUUGACUGCAGAAGAGCUAGAGCGCAAAAUCAAGGACGUAGUACGACUUGCCCUAUUCACGGAAUUUCGAAAACAACCAAUAAAGAGAGAAGAAAUUGUGAAAAAAGUAUUACGCGAACAUUCAAGAGCUUAUUAUGAAAUCGUAUUUGAUAAAGCUCAAGAACGCCUUGAAGAUAUUUUCGGAAUGAGAUUGGCGGAAUUGCCUAAAAAAUCAUUUGGCACGGGAGGGGCACGUAAACCUGUUAAUAAUAAGGAAAAAACUUUAAAAACGUAUGUCUUGAAAAAUGUUCUUCCGCAAGAGUAUAAAGAAACUGACAUAAUAAACUGGGGAAAAAAUGAACAAGAUAUUAUGGGAUUACUCACAGUCAUUCUCAGCUUGAUUCAUGUGAACGGAAGAGUUUUAUCAAACGAUCAACUUACUCAUUACUUUCGUCGGUUGUAUCUUGAUGGCAAUGAUAAAUUUGAUUUAGAAAAAGUAUUAUCAACAUUUGUCAAACAAGGCUAUUUGGAUAGACAAAAAACAAGUGGGACUGAUCAGUCGCAGAAUUCAGAACAAGACCCUCUUGAAUAUCGUUGGGGACCUCGUGCAAAAAUCGAAAUGCCAGAGAAUAAUCUUAUUAAAUUUAUUCGAGCAUUAUUUGGUCAUGAUGUCCCUCCUGAUUUCGAUAAACAAAUUGAAAGAUCAUCUGGAAUAGAGCUGGCUUCAUGA